This is a messenger RNA of Hypanus sabinus (Atlantic stingray), 4495 nucleotides long. RefSeq names its product cytoplasmic dynein 1 intermediate chain 2-like. Bases 109 to 2037 code for a protein of 642 amino acids. The record is from RefSeq and is a predicted model, not a curated record. The transcript has 18 exons. NCBI's taxonomy places the organism in Eukaryota, Metazoa, Chordata, Chondrichthyes, Myliobatiformes, Dasyatidae. Gene Ontology annotation, molecular function: dynein heavy chain binding; dynein light chain binding. Gene Ontology annotation, biological process: transport along microtubule. Gene Ontology annotation, cellular component: cytoplasmic dynein complex.
GUGGGAUGACAUCAUCUUCUCCUGAUGUGGUGCUGGUGCAGUCGCGAGACGCAGAAGCAUCUUUCCUUCUCUCACACACAUAUAUGUUAACAGCAAAGGUACCUUACUAUGGCAGACAAGAGUGAGCUCAAAGCUGAGCUGGAACGAAAAAAGCUACGGCUAGCACAGAUCAGAGAAGAGAAAAAGAGAAAAGAGGAAGAGAAGAAAAAGAAAGAUGGUGAUUUCAAGAAAGAGACCUCUUCUGCUUCACAGGUUGAAUUGGACCUGGAGAGAAAACGUAAAGAGACUGAAGCACUACUUCAAAGUAUUGGCAUAACUACAGAGCCCUCCAUGGUCCAUUCUCCUAUUUCCCCAUCGAACAAAUCGCUGGGAACGCCAAGUGAAUCUGAGAGCCAGGAAUCUGUGGAGGGCACAGUUGGAUCCCGGACGCUGCAGUGGGAUACAGAUCUAUCUGUGCUUCAACUUCAGACUGAUUCUGAAAUGCGACAUCGCCUGCAAAAGCUAGGAGUAGCCAGAGUUACCCAUGUGGAUAUCGCACCUUGUGAACGCCUUGCUCACAGUAAGGAAACACAGACACCAGUGGUUGCUAAACCGGAUGAAGGUGGGCAAGAAAGACAAGAAACAAUGUUUUCUCUGACAACUAUAAAUGAAGCAGAGACUGAAACACCUGAAGAAACUCAAGAGGAAAGAGAGGAAGGACAUCAAGUGAAUCGGCAUGAACUAACAGAGGAUGAAAAGGAAAAAAUUCUUCAAUCAGAUUCAUUUCGGUCCUUCUUUGAUCACAGCUCUAAGGUGAUUGAGCAAGCUCUGACUGAACAUGUUGACAUCUUUUUUGACUACAGUGGACGCAACCUCGAUGAUAAAGAAGGAGAGGUUCAAGCGGGAGCCAAGCUGUCUCUGAACAGGCAGUUUUAUGAUGAAAAUUGGUCAAAGGAUCGUGUUGUCACUUGUCUGGAUUGGUCACAGCAGUGUCCAGAACUACUGGUUGCAUCAUAUACUAACAAUGAAGAUGCUUUGAAUGAACCUGAUGGCGUAGCCCUUAUAUGGAACAUGAAGUUUAAGAAGACCACUCCAGAGUACAUCUUUCACUGUCAGUCAAAAGUUAUGUCUGCCUGCUUCGCACAGUUUCAUCCAAACCUGAUGGUGGGUGGAACGUAUUCUGGUCAGAUUGUUCUUUGGGACAAUCGCAGUAGCAAGAAGACACCUGUCCAGCGGACUCCACUAUCUGCUGCAGCUCACACACACCCUGUGUAUUGUGUGAAUGUCGUUGGCACUCAAAAUGCUCAUAACUUGGUCAGCGUUUCCACUGAUGGAAAACUGUGUACGUGGAGCUUGGACAUGCUGUCUCAGCCACAGGAUAGUAUUGAGCUGGUACACAAGCAGUCAAAGGCAGUUGCCGUAACCUCCAUGUCCUUCCCACUGGGGGAUAUCAAUAACUUUGUCGUGGGCAGUGAAGAAGGCUCAGUGUAUACAGCUUGUCGCCUUGGCAGCAAAGCUGGAAUUAUUGAGAUGUUUGAAGGACACCAGGGUCCAGUGACAGGAAUCCAUUGUCACACAGCAACAGGAGCAGUGGACUUCUCUCAUCUUUUCAUCACUUCAUCAUUUGACUGGACUGUGAAGCUUUGGUCAACGAAGAGCAACAAGUCAUUGUAUUCGUUCGAGGACAGUUCAGACUAUGUGUUUGAUGUCAUGUGGUCCCCUCUCCACCCUGCACUCUUUGCAUGCGUUGAUGGAAUGGGCCGACUCGAUCUUUGGAAUUUAAAUGAAGAUACUGAGGUGCCUACUGCAAGUAUCACCAUGGAGGGAAACCCUGCAUUACAUCGUGUACGCUGGGCACAGUCAGGGCGAGAGAUUGCCGUGGGAGAUUCUGAAGGUCAAGUGUUAAUCUAUGAUGUUGGUGAGCAAAUCGCUGUUCCCCGGAGUGAUGAAUGGAACAGCUUUGCCCAAACGCUUGUUGACCUCAAAGCAAAUGGAAACGACGCAGAAGAGGAAGCAACAACAGAAAUGAGCUGCGAAGUACAAGAAGUACCUCCCUGAGAUUUUUCAAUCAAUGUAUUGCUAGCAUUAUGAAUGCAAAUAAAGUACAGAACAUUCCUGCAAUAUAAAUAACAUGCUUCUGUUUUCUUUUUAUAUAUAGAGAUAACAUAUACAGAUGUUGCUUGACUGUUAUAUUAACUUUACAUAGUUACUUAAACAAUGAAAUUCUCAGUCUAAUACAAAAGAAUCUACAAAUUUUAUUUACUUUCAACUAUAUUAAGGACUUGCAUUCUACAGUACCCUUAAGAAUGCCUCAGUUAAUUUUAUAGUCUGUUGUUACAGCAUUAUGUCAGUGACUGGACAAUGUAGGAAAUGUGCUUUUGAAGAAAAAAGCUGGGAAAACCUGUAACAGUUGUAGAUUCCCUCACCUCUCGUUGAUUUGGUUUUAAAUACAACUGUCAUUUGUGAAAGAGGAGCAGCACCAUAAUGAAAUAUGAUGGGUAAAGGCAAAAAAAUACUGGAAGAAGCAAACAGAAACUUUACAACUUAUUCGUAGUGUUUGGAAGGCUUUGAUUUUUCACUGGAUUAUUAAUCACUACCAGAUCUUUCAAUGGAAAGGGCAAAUACUAACCCAUGUACUGCCACUAAGUGUGAUUCUUAAUUAUUACAAAUGGAACAACUGUCAAUUUCCCUGUCACUUCUGGGUAGCACGAUAUUAAUACGCAGCAGCCUCUCCAGACUCUGGAUUGGGGAUUGCCAAACGUUAUGUGGAUUUUCUGGUGUAGUCUGUUUUGUCAUGUGUUUUUGUGAUAUCAUUCUGGAGGGACGUUGUCUCAUUUUUUAACUGCAUUGCAUUUGUGGUUUUUAAAUGACAAUAAACUGAAUCUGAAAAGCAAGGGUGUAUUGAGAAAGAGAAAUGUGGUUUUGAUGAUUUUGGUCAGUUCAAUAAAUGUGUGAAUAAAUUCAAGAUACAAAGCCCACAUAACUAGUUCUCAGUGUAGCAGUUUAUUCCAAUAGCACUUUAUGGUCAAAGAACUACUUUCAAGUGAAAUGACUCAUAAUACAGAAACGUGGCAUACUACAAGCUCCUACAAAGGAUAAAUGGCCUCAACACCAAGAAUAACUUCUUACUCUUUCUGAAAAUAGCACCAAGAAUAGUCCACCCAAGAGCAUAGAUGAGCCUUAAUUUAAAGGAAGCUAUGACAGUGCAGGGACACUAAUACCCUUGUAGUACUGGAUUUGGGAGCCUCAGUCUAGAUCUUUCUGCUUGAAUGUUGGGUGUGGGACUCAAAUCCACAACUUCCUGGCUGAAAUUGUGUCAGAGCCACAACUGAUACAAUGUUCAAAGCUGCUCCCAGCAUGUCCUUCUACACGCUUCACUGGACCAGAGUUAGUCCCCUGGACUGACAGUAAAGGUGGAGUGAGGGAUGUGCCAGGCCAUGAGUUUACACAUUGUGGAGAUGGAUCAUCUCUGCUGCUGACAAUCUACAGCAUCUCAUGGAUGCCCAGUUCUCAUCUGUCAGAUCAGUUCUGAGUCUGUCCCAUUGAAUACAGUUGCAGUGCCACACAACCUCAUGGAGGGGCUGCUCGGUAUGAAGGUAGUACUUCAGCUCCACGAGGACUGUGCAGCAGUCGCUUCUACUCACGUUAUUGUGGACAGAUUUAGCAUUGAAUUUGCCCUCUUAAAUUCACAAUCCUAGUCUGAAUAAGAAACUGCAGCGUUGCUUGUCAACCUCAUUCAGGUCCUGGAUCUCUUGUUUCUCCUCAAGGUGAUGGCAUCAGACCAUGCUUCAAGCCCACCAAUCACACAGAAGGGGGGGGGGCAUUUCUAAUGAGGGGCCAAAUACCACUGGAUGUCCUAACAAAUGGUAGUCCAAUUGGGAAAACUAUGGGAAGGCUGUCUCAAUAGGAGAGAGUGAGACAGAAACAGCUGAGGAAUGUUAUUUUAGUGGAUCUUCAGAUUUAUCAUGAACAGCAAUCUGAAUCUGAUGGUUGGAAAGGCAAGUAACAUAUUAGAUUAUAUUAGCAGAGGGACAAAAUCCAAAUCCAAAAGUACAAAACUUUGGUAUAAAUGAACAGAACCACUGGCAAGCAUAUAUUAAUGAUCUAGUGUGCUCAUAGGGUUUUGAUACACAGUGGCCCAGAAGCUGUAGGAAUGAUGCAUCAGUUUGUGUUGCAAAUUCAUUUUUUACAUCAACCUUCAGCCUGUAUAACAUUGACACUGCUGAUUACUUCAAUGCUAGAUUGUUACUGGCUCAGCAUAUCAUCAGGGCAUGUAUGUUCAAAUGUUCAUUUAUUAUCAAAGUAUGUAUCUGUACACAACUCUGAGAUUCAUCUUCUCCAGAUGACCAAGAAACAAAGCAAGAACAUGAAAGUCAUUUAAAGAGAAACAUCAAACCCACCCCGUCACCAAAAAGAAUGGCAUCCCGAUCAUCAACCCCACCUCCCCUGCACAAAAUGGAACAAGAACAUUGACCCAAGUCCCUAACGCCUUCACAAAAAUGCAACAAGAACAUCG